Cantharellus anzutake is the source of this 1406-nucleotide messenger RNA. RefSeq names its product FAD-linked oxidase-like protein. The record is from RefSeq and is a predicted model, not a curated record. The transcript has 13 exons. Lineage: Eukaryota; Fungi; Basidiomycota; Agaricomycetes; Cantharellales; Hydnaceae. Gene Ontology annotation, biological process: lactate catabolic process. Gene Ontology annotation, molecular function: FAD binding; D-lactate dehydrogenase (NAD+) activity; D-lactate dehydrogenase (cytochrome) activity. Gene Ontology annotation, cellular component: mitochondrion. Bases 52 to 1206 code for a protein of 384 amino acids.
UCUACCGAUUCUUCUGGAAAUUUGAUUGCUUCCGGGGGCAUAUGCGUGGACAUGUCUGAUAUGGAUCAAGUUCUUGAAGUUCAUGAGGAAGACGCAGACAUGGUGUGCCAGGCAGGGGCCACCUGGGAUGGUAUCAAUCAAUUCUUGUCUGAUGCAGGCAUUCCACUCUUCUUUCCUCUUGACCCCGGUCCUAGUGCUACGUUAGGGGGGAUGAUGGCUACCGGGUGCAGCGGGACGAAUGCGGUGCGUUAUGGCACCGCGAAAGGUGAAUGGUUUUUGAAUGCGACGGUAGUCUUGCCGUCGGGCGAGGUCAUAAAAACCCGGAAACGGGCUAGAAAAUCAUCAGCUGGUUUCGACACCACAAAGCUUUUCAUUGGAGCCGAGGGGACGUUAGGAAUUGUCACUGAGGUUACCAUCCGUCUUGCGCCUCUGCUUGAGACUACGUGCGCGGUUGCUCAAUUUCCGAAUGUCAAGAAGGCCACGGAAGCUGUUCGUGCUAUAUUAACCUCCAGCGUAGCCUCUAAUAUCCAAUGCGUCGAACUGUGUGACGACACAUUCAUGCGCGCCACGAACGCGUAUGGGCAAUCCAAGCGGAAGUAUCCUGAAGCAGAUUCACUCUUUUUUAAGUUUCAAGGCUCGAAGGAAUCCUUUCAAGAGACCGCGCGACUGGUUAAGGAGAAGGUCGAAGGGUUUGGGGCCACAGGUUUCAUUGUUGCAGAAAAUGACGAUGAAGCGCAGAGCCUCUGGGCGGACAGGAAGAAUGCUCUAUUUUCGAGCUUGGCUUUGAAUCCUAAUGCAAAGGGAUGGAGUACUGAUGUUUGUGUUCCUGUCAGCAAACUGCCACAGUUGGUUUUUGAAACGAAGAAGGAUCUUCAAGACAAUGGACUCCUCAGUACCGUGCUAGGUCACGUCGGUGAUGGGAAUUUCCAUGCUCUCAUUCUAUUCGAAAAUGAAGAAGAACGGUCCAAGGUGGAGGAAGCAGUGCACAGGAUGGUUCGUAGGGCCAUUGCCCUUGAAGGGACGUGUACUGGUGAACACGGCGUUGGCAUCGGGAAGAAAAAGUUCUUGGUCGAAGAACUAGGUUCCGGGACGGUUGGGCUCAUGAGGACGAUUAAACAUGCUCUCGAUCCUUUGGGUCUUUUUAAUCCAGGGAAGCUUUACCCCGAUGUCCCCAAUCCGGCCAAGGGACGUACUAAGCAACCUUGACCUGAAUCUGGCGAGUGCAAUACUGCCACCCGACCAUCACCGUGACCAUCUUACAUUACGGAGAUCCUCACCUUUCGUGGCCUUAGCUCUAACUAGCUGCCUUCCUUGUUUGCAGUUGAGGGUAGUCCCGAGUUCUCAUUUGUACCACAUGUGAGGUUAUACAACUAAAUUCUGUGGGCCCUUGGGUCGCGAUUACCUGC